Messenger RNA from Esox lucius (northern pike), 3749 nucleotides. RefSeq names its product zinc finger protein 598 (gene znf598). NCBI's taxonomy places the organism in Eukaryota, Metazoa, Chordata, Actinopteri, Esociformes, Esocidae. The record is from RefSeq and is a predicted model, not a curated record. The coding region runs from base 148 to 3132 and encodes 994 amino acids. Gene Ontology annotation, molecular function: ubiquitin protein ligase activity; ribosome binding. The transcript has 12 exons. Gene Ontology annotation, biological process: protein ubiquitination; rescue of stalled cytosolic ribosome.
UUUCCUCAUUACGUAAAAAGACGAGGUAGCUACCCGCUGGUUUGGUUAUAAACGAGGUCGUGGUUUAGCAAUUUAACUAGCUACACCCUAACGUAUGCGCUUCAGCCUUAAAAUAAAUACCAAGCAUCUUUGUGCCUUUUUGUUGACAUGGAAUCUACAUCUAACAAUUACGAACGGAACUGUGUUCUGUGCUGUCAGGAGUUCGAGAUUUUCGCACUGGGAAAAUGUGAUCACCCGGUGUGCUACCGGUGCUCCACCAAAAUGAGGGUGCUGUGCGAUCAGAAGUACUGCGCUGUCUGUCGUGAAGAGCUCGACAAGGUGGUGUUUGUUCAGCAGCUGGUGGCAUUCUCCUCCCUGCCUCUCCAGCAGCUUCAGGUGGAGAGGAAGCAUGACAUCUACUUUACCGAUGCUAAGAUCUACACUCAGUUCAGGAGACUGCUGCUGUCAGAGUGUCCUGUCUGUCCAGAGACUAAAGUCUUCUCCAAGUUUGAGGAGUUGGAGCAGCACAUGAGGAAACAACAUGAACUUUUCUGUUGUAAACUCUGUUCUAAACACCUCCAGAUCUUCUCCCAUGAGAGGAAGUGGUACAACCGCAAGGAUUUGGUGCGUCACCGCACACAGGGGGACCCUGACGACACGUCUCACCGCGGACACCCGCUCUGCAAGUUCUGUGAUGACCGUUACCUAGACAACGAUGAACUUCUGAAACACCUUCGUAGAGACCACUACUUCUGCCACUUCUGUGAUGCUGACGGAGCCCAAGAGUACUACAGUGACUACCAGUACCUUAGUGAACACUUCCGUGAGGCCCACUACCUGUGUGAAGAGGGGCGCUGUGCCACAGAGCAGUUCACCCAUGCUUUCAGGACAGACAUUGACUACAAGGCCCACAAGGCAUCAGCACAUAGCAAGAACCGCGCUGAGGCCCGACAGAACCGCCACAUUGACCUGCAGUUCACCUACGCCCCGCGACAGGCCCGGCGAAACGACGUUGGCAUGGUGACUGGGGAGGACUAUGAGGAGGUGCGGUCGGGUCGAGGAGGAAGGGGAAGGAGCCACGGUGGCCAGCAGAACAGCAGGGGCAGCUGGAGAUACCACCGGGAGGAGGAGGACAGAGAGGUGGCAGCAGCAGUCAGGGCCUCUAUGAUACAGCUGAGAAGACAGGAAGACAGAGGAGCACCACCACAGGAGAGGAGUGGUCCAGUCAAGCACCACAAGGAGGACCGGAUGGAGCGGAUGGAGCGACCUGAACGGAUGGAGCGACCUGAACGGAUGGAGCGACCUGAACGGAUGGAGCGACCUGAACGGAUGGAGCGACCUGAACGGAUGGAGCGACCGGAGCGGAUGGAGCGACCGGAGCGGAUGGAGCGACCGGAGCGGAUGGAGCGACCGGAGCGGAUUGAGAGAAUGGAGACAGAGGACAGACACAGGAGUGGUCUGACCAAACCGUCACAAGAUGGUCCUCCAGUGAGGACCAUGAAGAGCAGCCCCUUAACAGGAGACGAUUUUCCAGCUUUACUGGGUGCAGCGGCAUCCCAGUCCCUGAGCGUUAUGCCCCCUCCUGCCCCAAAGACCCAAACUGCUCUGAAAGAGGAUGACUUCCCCAGCUUGUCUGCUGCCAUGUUAACCAGCCCCAUGACUCCUGCCUACUCCGGCCAGCCCAGGAAGAACUCUUCCUUCCAGGAAGAAGACUUCCCCGCUCUUGUUUCUAAGAUCCGCCCUUCCAGACCUGUGGGUGGAGCUAUCUCAGCCUGGAGCCAAGCCAGCUGCAGCAACUCAAAGACAGUCACCCUGCCCUCCUCUUCCAGACCUCCACCUAACAACCCCCCUCUUCCUCUACCUUCCGGUCUCCAGCCAUUGUCUUCUUCCUCCUCUUCCUCUCGAAGGAAAAAGCCUGCUGCUCGCCGCCCUUCACCCCCCUCUGAUGAUGAUUAUGGUGACGCGAAGACGAUGCAGGAACACCGUUCAGUUCCCACCAUGUUGGAUAUCUCCUCUCUCCUCACUGCCUCUAAGCCCUCCCCCGCGGCCUCUAAGCCCUCCCCCGCGGCCUCUAAGCCCUCCCCCGCGGCCUCUAAGCCCUCCCCCGCGGCCUCUAAGCCCUCCCCCGCGGCUUCUAAGCCCUCCCCCGCGGCCUCUAAUCCCACUCAUAACCCCACCACCAAGACAGCCAAGAAGAAGAAACCGCAACAGAUCACAACCCCUUCAUCAUUAUCAGGGAACCCAGUUCCUGUCCCCGUGGAAACAGUCUCUAGGGUGCAGAAGGAGAACGUUCCCGAGAGCCAUGUGCCAAAACCGCCGGUUACCAUGACUACAUCUGCAGUGAAAACAGUGGGUAAAGCCAGCAGCCUGGCUAAUGGCCAUCUGGAUAAGCCAGUCACAACAACCCCCCUCCCCAAUGCCCAGUCUGACCUCCCUCUGGAUUUGGAGGAGUUCCCCGCCCUCAUCACCAAGAAACCCCCUCCUGGAUUCAAGAGUUCUGCCCCCAGCAGCCUCCUGCUCCCCCCUCCACCUGGCCUGGGCAUCGCUGCUCCUCCUCCCAGUAAACCCCCCCCUGGCUUUACUGGUAUUCCCCUCAACAGCAACGUGGUGGAGCUGCCCCCCCCUGCACCUAGCCCUUGUCUUCCCCAAUCCCCCGGGGUCUACCUGGUUCCAGAGAACUUCCACCAGAGGAACAAGGAGCUGAUCCAGUCCAUCAGGAACCUCCUGCAGAAUGAUGAGACACGCUUCAACCAGUUCAAGGAGUACUCUGUACAGUUCAGACAGGGUUUGAUGUCCGCGCCCCUGUAUCAUCUGAGCUGUAAGGACCUUUUAGGGGAGAACUUCAUUCGUAUCUUCAACGAGCUGCUGGUUCUGCUGCCUGACACUGGAAAACAGCAGGAGCUGCUGACGGCCCACGCUGACUUCCGGUCAAUGGAGAAGCAGGGGGGAGCUGGAGGGGGCAGGGCCCGGAAAAGUAAGAAGAGUGCCUGGCAGACCCCCUCCACUGCCAACGCAGCAGAGCUAGACUGCCAGGUCUGCCCCACCUGCUGCCAGGUACUGGACCCCAAAGACUUCAACUCCCAUAAGACUUUGCACCUGGGUGAAAAUGAAGACUUUCCAUCUUUGCAGGCUGUCAGCCGCAUAAUCAGUUAACCUCUCACCCUUGGCCCAGGAGAAACCUGCCCACUGCUCAAUCACAGCCCUCUGUGUUGCUGUGCAGGGAGGAUCCCAUUGUCAUGUUGACUGCCAGAGUAGCUGGGUAGAGUAGUUGGAGAGGCUGGAGGUCAGCGCGGGAUGAACUAAGAAUCUGACAGAUGUUGACUCCCGCUGUGACUCUGGCUGGACCUUGACAACAGACUAACGUUACACAUUACUUGAAAAGUACCAAAUGUUGUGAAUUAAUAAGAAUCAUUCUAUUCCUUCUAUCUCGUUUUUCUCUUUUCUUCAUCUCUUCACAUUUCCAUCAGGUUGAUACUGUAUUAAGAGUGCCGCUUUAGUUCUUUGAUCAAGUUUGUUGACAAAGGAGCAAUGUUAAGAAGUUGAACCACAUACAGAUAGUUUUACUCCCGAGGUAGCAGUUAUACUCCUGGUUAAAAGUUGACCUUCUAUACCAGGGAUGUGGAGGCUAGGGGGGUGUGUACUGAUGGUUCAGAUGUAUGGCUUUAUGUAGCCUUAUUUAUCCCUUCUUUCUAAACCACAACCCUCCAUCAGUCUGUAAAUUGGAACAGUUCUAUUUGCCCGAUUUUGAUUAAAUGGCUUCCUGGUAUGAU